UUUUCAUUUUAUUACCUGAAUCAGAACUCACUUUCCAGACCCAAAGGGAGAGAAAGAGCUGCUGUUCUAUGUUCUUUACUUAACACCAGAUUUGUUAUGUUGAAGUUGGGAUAAAUUUAUGUCUGCUCUCAAUGCAAUAUGGGUGUUUGAAAAGGUGUGUGAAUUGUGAAGCAUGAAUAUCAUUUUCAUUAUCUCUGCACAUGGACCUAACUGCAGUAGCCAAGCCUUGCAGUUUCGGUGACAAAGGUACGAGUGAUGUCGUUUUACGCUUGAGAAACAGCGAAGGAAGGCCUGAAUGGUUCUACUCCCACUCAUCUGUUCUCGUAAGUAAAAGCAGGUUCUUUGCGGAUCGGCUCUCUAAUCCUGGCUCGGGCUCCUGCAUCGAGAUUCAUUGCUCGGACUCCACUUAUGAUCAUCAUGUUAACCUUUUGAGAUUACUGUAUCUCCCCACCGAUUCACUUUUGGAUUCCUUGGACUCGGUUCAAUCUGCUCUCGCUGUUCUACGAUUGGCAAUUGCAUUCUGUUGUGAAGACGUUACAAACUGCUGCAUCCAGUAUUUGGAGGCUGUUCCUUGGGAGGAUAAGGAAGAGGAACAAAUUGUAAAAGAAGUCUCGGAACUGGGGCCGGUAGCAAUGCCGAUAUUGGCAAGGAUCCAACCAGUGGAUUUAAGUGCUACCAAGAAUGUGUUUAUUUCUGCAGUUCGGUUCGCCACAUCAAUAGGUGGAUCUUGUCCACCCUUUGGAGACGAGCUUAAAACAUCUGCACAGGAACAAGUGGAGUUCAUGCUUGGAGGAGAUGAAGACACCCCAUUAGUUACAGCAAAUGAUGAAGUAAAAUCAGUAGUAAAAUCAGGUCUUUCCCAAGUUUGUUCAUUGUUUGAAAACGAGUUGUCUUCCUUUCUUCUUGUUCCCGACAUCACAGCUGAGACUGCCGAGACUAGAAUUUUACAGUGCCUUUCGGAUGUCGAGUGGAUGUGUAACAUACUCCCCAAAAUGGAUUUAAUGAAGGACUUUGUUUGUAGUUGGGGUGGGAUGUCUAGAAAGAUUUUGGAGAUAGUUGAAGACAAGAAACUUGAUAAUGCAAUGUGGGUUUUGAAGGUGAAGCUUAUAGAAGUGACCGGGAAAGUUCUGGAAGCUGUUGGCUAUGGAAACGUGAUUCUCCCUGCACCGUGUCGAGUCCAAUUGCUGAAGACAUGGCUACCCUAUAUAAGGAAGAUAAAGCCUCUCCUGGACACAAAAGCUGACGAGGAUACGGAUUUCCCUUACAAGAUGGAUGAAGACUUGUGCCAAAGUAUCGAGGGGGCGAUCGUUUCGUUAGUACUAGCAUUGCCAUCUAACGAUCAAGCAGAUAUUCUGACGGAUUGGAUGAAAACCGAGCAGCUUAAGUAUCCUGACUUGAGCGAGGCAUUCGAGGUAUGGUGUUACAGAACCAAGUCAGCAAAGAGAAGAUUAAUGGAAGGCUUGGAUAGAGUUGGCAAUACCACUAUUAGCCUUUGAUUUCUUAGAAUUUGUAUGAUUUGAACUUGUAAAAUGAAUAGAUGGUGACAAUCCCCAUUUCAUGUAACUCAGACUCCAUCAAAAGCUCUAUAUGAUCCUUAAUUUCAUCUGA
Gossypium arboreum is the source of this 1608-nucleotide messenger RNA. RefSeq names its product BTB/POZ domain-containing protein At3g05675. The record is from RefSeq and is a predicted model, not a curated record. Lineage: Eukaryota; Viridiplantae; Streptophyta; Magnoliopsida; Malvales; Malvaceae. Gene Ontology annotation, molecular function: protein binding. The transcript is spliced from 2 exons. The coding region runs from base 201 to 1496 and encodes 431 amino acids.